Oncorhynchus keta (chum salmon) is the source of this 3690-nucleotide messenger RNA. RefSeq names its product Cbl proto-oncogene, E3 ubiquitin protein ligase (gene cbl). Gene Ontology annotation, biological process: cell surface receptor signaling pathway; negative regulation of epidermal growth factor-activated receptor activity. Gene Ontology annotation, molecular function: calcium ion binding; receptor tyrosine kinase binding; ubiquitin protein ligase activity. Gene Ontology annotation, cellular component: membrane raft; plasma membrane. The coding region runs from base 634 to 3393 and encodes 919 amino acids. The record is from RefSeq and is a predicted model, not a curated record. The transcript has 16 exons. NCBI's taxonomy places the organism in Eukaryota, Metazoa, Chordata, Actinopteri, Salmoniformes, Salmonidae.
GGGACUGCAGCCUGUGUGGAUUUUUCUAAAUGUAUUUAUGCACCUCGUCUCCGUUCCGCCUAUGUUAAUGAUUUGUGUUAGCUAUGUAAAUGUCCCUUUAGUUUAUUGGCGCCACCGUCAGCUCUUCCUUCUACCUCAACAGUAAGCGUAUUAUCAAGCUAUCUUGACUGGAUCCAGCCUGCCACUGAACUUCCCGUCACUGAGAAGAACGCAGACGGAGAGAUCGAGCAGCUGAAUAGGGAAUAUAGGGGUUGUCAAUGAGAAUACAGGUCAAUCUACACGAAGACCAGACGGGUAGACAAAUCGAUAUCAUUGUCUUCUUUUAGUCGACGAGACGGGUCUCGACUGGCUUGCUUACCAACAACCUGCGCUGUAUUCCUUGCUUGAGCACCAAGCUGCAGUUUGCCCCACUGUCGUCGAGGCUCGAUACAACCACUGGUGGGGGGGUUUAAAUGGGAUCCUCGUUUCAAUAGAACUCCCUUCUCCCACCCCCCGACGGACCUUCGCUCGAAUCCGACUCGGGCGCUGUCUUCCCAGGGGGGUGCCGGUUUUUGCUCAGUCUGACUGGGGAAGGAGGGCGGCCCCCCCCCCCAGCAUUGACUGUCGCUCUGGCCGACCCUAGUGGAGCCUAAUAUGGCAGGAAAUCUGAAGAAAGGCGGAGGACUGAUCGGGAUGAUGAAGGACGCGUUUCAGCCCCAUCACCACCUCCAUUCCCAUCACCAACCUGGGGCCGUGGACAAAAAGACGGUGGAGAAAUGCUGGAAACUAAUGGACAAGGUGGUGCGACUGUGCCAGAACCCCAAGCUGGCCCUGAAGAACAGCCCACCUUACAUCCUGGACCUGCUGCCAGACACCUACCAGCACCUUCGCACCAUCUUGUCCCGCUACGAGGGAAAGAUGGAGACGCUCGGCGACAACGAGUAUUUCCGCGUCUUCAUGGAGAACCUGACCAAGAAGACCAAGCAGACCAUCAGCCUUUUCAAGGAGGGAAAGGAGCGCAUGUACGAGGAGAACUCGCAGCCCAGACGGAACCUGACCAAGUUGUCGCUGAUCUUCAGUCACAUGCUGGCCGAGCUCAAAGCCAUCUUCCCCAACGGCCUGUUCCAGGGGGAUAACUUCCGAAUCACCAAGGCUGAUGCCGCCGAGUUCUGGAGAAGAUCGUUUGGGGACAAGACUAUAGUGCCUUGGAAGGUGUUCCGGCAGGCACUGCAUGAGUUCCACCCCAUCAGCUCGGGCCUGGAAGCCAUGGCCCUCAAGUCCACCAUCGACCUCGCCUGCAACGACUACAUCUCCGUCUUCGAGUUUGAUAUCUUCACCAGGCUCUUCCAGCCUUGGUCAUCUCUGCUGAGGAACUGGAACAGCCUGGCGGUGACUCACCCGGGCUACAUGGCCUUCCUCACCUACGAUGAGGUCAAGGCCCGGCUGCAGAAGUUCAUCCACAAACCUGGCAGCUACAUCUUCAGGCUGAGCUGCACGCGGCUGGGCCAGUGGGCCAUCGGCUACGUCACUGCAGAUGGGAACAUCCUGCAGACCAUCCCCCACAACAAGCCCCUCUUCCAGGCCCUCAUCGACGGCUUCCGGGAAGGAUUCUACCUGUUCCCCGACGGGCGUACACAGAACCCAGACCUCACAGGACUGUGUGAGCCAUCGCCACAAGACCAUAUUAAAGUCACACAGGAGCAAUAUGAGCUGUACUGUGAGAUGGGCUCCACCUUCCAGCUGUGUAAGAUCUGUGCGGAGAACGACAAGGACGUGAAGAUCGAGCCCUGCGGUCACCUCAUGUGUACCUCCUGUCUCACCGCCUGGCAGGAGUCGGAGGGUCAGGGCUGCCCGUUCUGCCGCUGUGAGAUCAAGGGCACGGAGCCCAUCGUGGUUGACCCCUUUGACCCCAAGGACCCCAUAGGCGGCUCCUGUAGGGGCCUGUUCGGGGCAGAUGGCGCCCCCUCACCCAGCUAUGACGAUGACGACGACGACCGGCUGGACGACCCCCACCUCAUGAUGAGCAAGCUGGCCUGUUCCAAGGUGGAGCGUCCCCCCUCGCCCAUGUCCCUGGCGCCCCAGUCCUCCCUGCCCCCCGUGCCCCCCCGCCUUGACCUCCUGCAGCACCGACCACCUAACCCCCCAGGAGCAUCCAGCCCAGGGGCCACAUCCAAGGCGUCCUCCCACCACAAGGACAAGCCUCUCCCCCUGCCCCCAGCCCUGAGGGACCUGCCACCGCCUCCUCCCCCAGACAGACCUCUCUCUGCCGGGCCUGACGGGUGGCUCGGCAGACGGCCCCUACCCUGCACCCCCCUGGGGGAGCCCAAGCUGCCUCCGGCCCCGCCCAACCGCAACCUGGCCGACUGGAACCCCAGGCCAGUGCCCAAGGCCCCCGGACAGCCACCCAGUGUGGGAGACACGCGGGGGGUCCGGGAGCUCUCCAACAGACACUCGCUCCCCCUGGCCCUACCCUCAGUGCUAGACGGAUGCACCGACGGACAGAGGAAUAACAGCUCGCUCAGUCUGGACCAUCAGCUGGAGAAGGGAGCCCAGAGCUUUGGAGGCACGGCGUCUGGCAGUCAGGCGUAUGACAACCCCAAAGUGAAGCCUUCAGUCUCGGCAAAUGCCAUCUAUGCUCUGUCAACAAGACCCCAUCCAGGUCUGAAGCCAGUGGCCGGGGAGGAGGCCUACGAGAGUGACGAGGAGUCCGACUACAUGAUCCCCACCUCUCGGCCCGUCCUGGUCCCCAUGGCAGAGACCCCAGUCCCCAAACCCCCCCAGCCUACCUCUUUCAACUCAUGGCCCAUGCUGAAUGACCUGGAUGAAGGACCUCAAAUGUAUGAAGCCAUGUAUAACGUCCAGGUCCAGGCUCACCUGGCCAGAGACUCGGAUUACUCUGAGCUGCCUCCCUUGGCCAGUACCAAUUGUCCCAUCUGGGAGAUCCCCUGCCCGGUGCGGGAGCCCCCUGAGGAGGUAGAGGAGGAAAACGGCUACGACAUCCCCAAACCAGCGUUGCCCAUGGCCCCGGCCCGACGCACCCUGUCCGAGCUGGGGGCCACUUCCAGCGCCGCCUUCAACCGUCUCUCCAUGGACAGCGAACCCGGAGCAUCCGCCUCCUUCUCAGAUUCCAGCGACGCCCCAGAGCGGCCGCCCAAGCCCCUCCCACGCCGCAUCAACUCUGAGCACCGGCCCAUACCUCCUGGAUUAGGCGGUGGUGGUGGUGGAGGGGGAGGAGGAGGUGGAGGAGUAGCCAACCCCCAGAUCACCAGUGAGAUCGAGCAUCUCAUGAGGCAAGGCUACACCUACCAGGACAUCCAGAAAGCCCUGAUGAUUGCACAGAACAAUAUGGAGAUGGCCAAGAAUAUCCUGCGCGAGUUUGUCUCCAUUCCCUCCACGGCUCACAUUCUUACAUAGUACCUCCUCUGCUCCAGCCCUGCCCAGCUCAGCCCAAAGUCCAUCUCCUGCAGUACUAGCGCUUCAGUGCUAACUGGAGCCCCUGCAGUCUCCUGUCCGGCGCCCUCUCAAAACUAGCUCAUUCCGAGCCCUGCGCUUCACGCGCUUUUUCAAGAGUGACCGGACGCCUUUUGUAAUGUGCUGCAGGGCCACUCUCCAGAUCCCAUGGGGUGAAGUGAUGAUGAUGGCUCAUCGCACAACCGACGCUUCGACGGUCGUUUUCACGUCCUCUCGAGGCCUCUACCGAAAUGUAAUCGA